Molecule: messenger RNA, 1713 nt
Organism: Exophiala aquamarina CBS 119918
Lineage: Eukaryota; Fungi; Ascomycota; Eurotiomycetes; Chaetothyriales; Herpotrichiellaceae
Exons: 1
Coding region: 1-1713 (570 amino acids)
Biological process (GO): nucleobase transport; transmembrane transport
Cellular component (GO): plasma membrane
Molecular function (GO): nucleobase transmembrane transporter activity
Source: RefSeq, a predicted model, not a curated record
AUGGGCCAGAGUUCUUUUCGGCAGCGCUUCAUGCGCCGCUUAGAGGUAAACAGAGACACGGACACGGACGUGGACGCAUACAUCAACAAAGAUACUCGUCCCCUUCCGCCGUCAAGGCGUCCAUACGGUCCGUGGCACUUCGUUGGUCUGUGGAUGGUGACAGGUAGCUUCAACGUCGGCGGUUGGACAACCGGCUCUUCAGUGAUAUCCCUCGGCCUGAAUGUGUGGCAGUCUAUGCUGGCAAUUAUCAUCGCGCAUACGUUCGUCGGCUUCGUAUGCAUCGCAGGGGGCCAUCCCGGCGCGAAAUGGCAUGUUGGAUUCCCCUUCUGGAUGAAGCAAGUCUGGGGCGUCUGGGGUUAUCUCUUCCCUAUGGCGAUUCGAGUGUUCCUUUCAUUCGUUUGGACCGCAACGAAUACCUGGUACGGCGGCCAGUGCUUGAAGGUGUUCUUCACAGCAUUGUGGCCUUCUUAUGCGAAUCUAGACACCAGACUGGCCAGCGGUACCAUGGACGUGUCCGACUUCGUCGCAUUCCUCGUGUUCAUCCUUUCCUGUCUGCCCUUACUCGUCGUGAGUCCCGAGAAAUACCGACGUCCAUUCCUGAUCGCAUCAACUACGGUUGCCACGACUGUCUUCGCUCUCCUCAUCUGGGCCAUGAUACGUGCUGGCGGGGGCGGCGCCCUUCUGUCUGACGUUAGCGGCGUUUCUGGGAUUAAGCCGGCAAAAGGCUCCAAGCUCGGCUGGUCGUUUGUGGCUGCCAUUACGGCAAAUAUCGGUGGAAUCGCCACACAUAUGUUCUCACAAUCGGACUACACGAGAUAUGCUCGCAAGCCUGGCGACCAGGUCCUCGCACAGCUGGUCAUGGUGCCUCUGGGGACCAUAAUCGUUGCGUGCAUCGGAAUCGUCUGCACAUCCUGCGCUGCCCAGCUCUACCCCGAGACCACCAAACUUCUGUGGCAGCCAUAUGCCUUCCUGAGCACCGUUCUCGAAUACGAGAAUAACUCUGGUGCUCGCGCUGGAGUUGCGUUCGCCAGCCUGGCCUUCGUCUUUUCCCAGUAUGGUAUCGUGGUAGCCUCGAAUCUGGUGGUUGCGGGCAUUGAUCUUGCCGCGCUUCUCCCCCGAUGGUUCACGAUCCGAAGAGGUGCUUAUUUCACCAUUGGCUUCGCUUUCGUCAUGCAGCCAUGGCAACUGUUAAACAGCGCGACAAAUUUCUUGACAGUUGUGGGAAGCUUUAACGUCUUCCUCGGCCCGUUCAUGGGAAUCAUGUUCGCCGACUACUUCAUCUUACGGAAAUGCACCAUGAAGCUCACGGACCUUUUUGAAGAGUCUGGCAAGAGCAUAUAUUGGUACUGGCGCGGUUGGAACUGGCGCGCUGCGAUUGCGUGGGUGUCAAGUGUUUGGUGUCUGAUGCCGGGGCUUGUACAGCGCGGUGUUGCCCCCAAAGCGAUUUGGCCUGGUUGGACGCAUCUUUACUGGUUAGCUUGGUUUCUGGGCUGUGUCGUCUCGGGGUCGGUCUAUCUGUGUCUCGAGUAUUGGUGGUCAAUUGCGGACACGAACGCCGUAGAUGAUGAGGACUACUUUGGAACUUUCAGUGAGAUUCCUACACUUUCGGGAUUACCGACAGGCUCCGAAAAUGGUAGCUCCGCUGAAAAGCUGUCUGAGUCUUCGAAGAGGCAGGAAGAAAAAAUAGCCAGAGAAGCUUUAGCGGAAGUUUGA